This is a messenger RNA of Caenorhabditis bovis, 2085 nucleotides long. The record is from the annotation of a GenBank genome assembly. NCBI's taxonomy places the organism in Eukaryota, Metazoa, Nematoda, Chromadorea, Rhabditida, Rhabditidae.
AUGAUCGUGCCGGUGAUCUCAUUGGACGUCGAUGACGAUGACGAUGUGGAAUCGAGUCAGGAGGCUCGACGCGUCGGCUCGAUUCGACGCGUUCGAAGUGUUCGAUUGGACGCCGCCGCCGACGGUGUUGGCGUCGAAUCGACGACGACAUGGCUGAGCCGUUUGGGACGAUCGCAAUCGUUGCGUCGGCCGAACGCCGCUGAGACGUCGUCGUCGUCGCCGCCGCCACCGUCGUCGCCGACGCCGAGCUUCAUCGGCGAAUUCUCGCCGAUGAUUCGAAGCGCGAGUUUGCGUGUGAAGCAGCAGCUCGCGCAGCGGCUCAGCGAGCCGCUUCGCAAAGCCGAAGCGACCGUGUCGCGAUUGUUGACGGUUGACGGCGGAGGCGGCGGCGGCGAUGAUGAUUUUCAGCAUUAUAGCGUUGUUCAUGGAUGCAAUAAUAAUAAUCAUGGAGAAGCUGAAGACGCUGGAUCGUCGAGCGAUGAGGAUGAUCCCGAAUAUUUGGAGCUCAUGGAGCGCGAUUCGAUUAUUAAUCGAUAUGAGAAGGGACCCGAAGGUGUCGAUGUUGACGCGUGGGAGAAUCCGGAUUUCGAAGUCUACACGAAAAUGGAUCGUUUCGGAUUUGUGCACAAAGAGGGCGACAACGUUGGCGAAUCGGGCGAUCUUCAGCGGCGGCGUGUGUUCAAAGAAUUGAGUCGCGAGAAAAAAUGGCUGAAAAUGAUCGAGGUGUGGAAGUCGGGUGGUCCGUCGAAAAAAAUGGAGGAUCGCAUCUGGAAAGGUGUGCCGGAGAAGUUGCGCAUCGUCGUGUGGCCGCGGCUGCUCGGCGGCGAGCGAAUGCGCGUUGAGAAGAAGGACGUCUAUUCGGAGUUGGUGCUUCGCGCGCGACUCGUCUCCAAAGACAUCAAACAAAUCGAUUUGGACAUCAAUCGCACCUAUCGCGAUCAUUUGGCGUUCAGGAAGCGAUACGAUGUGAAACAAAAAUCGCUUCUCAACGUUCUCGCCGCCUACUCGAUGUACAACACCGAGGUUGGCUAUUGUCAAGGGAUGAGCCAGAUCGCCGCGCUCUUCCUGAUGUACUUGGACGAGGAGGACGCGUUCUGGUGCCUCCAUCAGUUGAUGGUGAGCCCGAAGCACACGAUGCACGGAUUCUUUGUGCCGGGUUUUCCGAAACUUCAACGAUUCGAAGAGCACUUCAAAACGGUGCUCAAAAAGUACAAGCCGAGAGUUUAUAAGCAUUUGGAGAAGCAGGAUAUUCCGUACAUCUAUCUGACGAAAUGGUGGUUCGGAUGCUUUUUGGAUCGGGUGCCGUUCUCAUUGGCGUUGCGACUCUGGGACGUGUUUCUGGUGGAGGGCGAUCCGAUUCUGAUAGCGAUGUCGUUGAAUAUCAUGAAAAUGCAUGAAAAAACCAUACGAAAAUUAUCGAUGGAGACAUUUAUGGAGUUUAUUCAGAAUGAUAUUGCCAACAAUUUUGGGUAUUCGGACGAUGAGACGAUGCAUUCGUUGAGGGAGACACUGUCGAAAUUGAAGAGCGAUCGACAACACGUGCCGCCGCCGCCGCGUGCCGACGAUCUUGCCGAAGUGCCGACGAAGGCGCUCGGGCCGAUUCUUCAGAAGCCGAUGGCUACGAUUCGCGAGGAGAUUCACGAGAUUCAAUCGCGUCGAAGUCGUGCGAAUUCCACCGGCCGAUCGCCGUAUCCGAAACGGAAAGAGGUGCCGAAGGGAGCUGGACCACCUCCGGUCACCCAUAAAUGGAACGAGCAAGAGGUGCCGUUUGAGAUUCCGACGCGACGAGUCAGCGGUUCAUCGCCAUCGAACUCUGCAAGUAGAUCUCGCAACUAUCAUCACGGUGCGUCUCGUGAAUCGGCGACAGCGACGCCGACAAUGCAACGUCUUCGAGACGAUCGAAAUGGACAAAUGGUCCUAUUGAGUCGCGCCAGCGAUUCGGAUGGCGAUGGAAGCUCGCCGACACAAGACCAAUGGCAACAUCAGCGAAAUGAGUCGAAAGUCAGCGUGGCGUCGUCGAGAAUAACGCACGCGCCGAAUCACGUGACAAGAAUCGAGCUCGAUGGCGAUGUGUCGGUGAUUUAG